Messenger RNA from Paramacrobiotus metropolitanus, 1939 nucleotides. Its product is annotated as bridging integrator 3-like. The transcript has 11 exons. The record is from RefSeq and is a predicted model, not a curated record. Gene Ontology annotation, biological process: actin cortical patch localization; plasma membrane tubulation; endocytosis. Lineage: Eukaryota; Metazoa; Tardigrada; Eutardigrada; Parachela; Macrobiotidae. Bases 382 to 1650 code for a protein of 422 amino acids. Gene Ontology annotation, cellular component: actin cortical patch. Gene Ontology annotation, molecular function: lipid binding.
UAAUUAAAUUUUCUAAAAAGUCGAAAAUCUGUAUGAUUUAAGAUUUUCUUUUAUCAGUGAUUCUACAUAAGUUCGGUGUUGUACAAUUUCUUGCUGAAGUGUGCGCGGUGCUUUAGAAAUCGUAAUUUAUAUUAUACACCAUAAAAUGAUAAUCUUGUCCAGAACUGACGCAGCCAUGGAUUCUGCUGGCCAGUAGGGAUGCUAGAUCGCUGGUUGCUGAUACGCUACAGUUAACUGUUAACCAGCAUGACGAGCUGAUCGUCAGGAUCGUUCGUUAUUUCGCGAGUUUUCUCUACUUCUAAUCAACAGAUACAAUAAUCAACAGAUACAAUUGUAUCUGCUGAUUAUCCCGUGAUAUUUUGACGGUGGAUUAUAACGAUCAUGACGUCUCCGUCUACUGGUGGGCAGAACGACGCGCCCCUGGCCAGCCAGCGCAUCCAGCAGCUGACGAGCGAUAUCCAACGAAUGGAGGACACCACGCGGAAACUCCUGCGUCAAGUCAAACAGUAUACGGACUUUAUCCUGGCGUUGCAGAAACUGGAGAAUAAAUGCGCCUCGGAUCUCCUGCAAGCCCCGCUGUGCUCCAGCAGUAAGCACGCGGAUGCUAAGCUGAAAUCCACGGUGAAGAACUGGUCCUCCAGUUUGAACGCUGUCGAUGCACACUGCAAAUCUCUGAGUGCCAGCUGCUCGGCGCAACUCUCCAAGCCCAUAAAAGAGUUUUUGGAUGUGCUGGGGAAUUAUCACAAGGCGCUGAAACGAAGGGAGGCGCUUUUACAGGAGCACGAACGCGCCGUGGCUCGGUGGAGGAAAGUGGAGAAAGAGGGGAAAUUCUCCGUCACCACCGCCAAAUAUAACGAGAUCCGCAGCCAUCUUGUGGAGACGGAAGUGGCACUGGACAGCAUGCACAGCCGCAUGAUCCACGAUCUAUCCACUCUUUCUGCAAAAUCCGGCGAUGUCUUCCAUCCGCUCCUGGCAUCCUUCGCCGACAUUCAGAAGCAGCACGCGACGGCGUCUUACGACAGUAUCAACCAGAUGCUAUCCCAACGCGCCGUCCCAAUCAGCGAACGGCAGUUGGAGGCCGAUAUGCUGUACUACCGCCGCCAACUGGAGGGUCUCUCCAUCGUCAAGGCGCCCUCCGCCACCGCCCACGGGAACAACGGCGGCCAGGACAUGAGCCAGGAGCAAAAGAGCUUUAUGGUGCGCUCCUUGACUGCAUUAGAACUGCCACCGGGAUUGAAGGCUUGUGAGAUUGACGCGCAUUGCGAUGGCAAACAGCGCUGUGAUUCCACGGUGAAGCAGUGCAUACAGAAAGAAUCCCCGGAAUUCCCGCUGCACUUGCUGGACGUGAGUUGCGAGACGCAUUAUCAGUGCCCGUUCCUGUACCGUUGUGCCAAUGCCACGUGUACGUACGCCUUCUUCCGGGCAUGCCGGAGUAGUGCGGAUUGUGCGCAGGCCACCGGGUGGGAUUACGAUUGCCGGGAGCGGAGUGACCAGUUCCCCGGACGGCUGUGCUAUCGAAAGUGUCUGAUGGAUCGGGACUGUUACGACUGCAACGGCAGUACGUGCCGCUAUCCGGAGUAUCUGCAGAAGAUCAUCGCCUGCUGCGACGGAUACUGCAGUAAGAAGAUUGCCUGUGAUGACUUCCGCUGACCAACUGAAGAACGAUUUCCGGUACUGACCAGAAUCCCGUACCGGCCUGUUUGUACGGCUGUAUACAUGCAUAUUGUGAUAAACACAGAAGCAAAAAUAAUUUCCACGCUUGUACCGCCUUCGUUACCGGCAUUAAGAUCAAAGAUCAGGAAAUCGGUGCUGCUGUACUUCGGCCAUGUGAUGCAUACUUUCUUUUUUUUAGCAUUCCGUUAUUUAAUAAUUUUAAUCGAGAAUAUGGAACACACUAUGCAUAUUUUCUAGCAUUAACAGAAUAAAUUUAUUAACACGG